UCGGACCCCACACUCCAGUUUCAGAGGCUGUCCAGUGUGCCCUGACGUUAGUGACGUGUCCUUGUCUGCAACUAGGCUCAUUUAAAAUAUUUAGUUGUAUCGCUGGCUACUGGUAAGGUCCGUUUGCGAGUUUUUUGUAGAUACCACAAAUUAGUGGCCAGUGUGCGGUCUUCCAGAAAUAUACUGUGUGUGGGUUUCAUUUGUGGCCACCAUGCAGGCAGUAGAUGGCAGCAGUGGCAACACAACACUCAGUGGCGGGCUAAACGGGCUAGUUUGACAAGUGUGAUCACAGUUGACAUGUAUCUUAACUUAACACUUGACUUAAUGUUACUUUAGUGCCCAGGUUGAAAUCAACUGAAAUAUAAAGAUUCCUUGACACCAACUGAAGUUUUACGUACCUGCACAACCGAGUUGAAUAACGUGACAAGAGGCGAAGAGGGUUGAGACUGUGGGUACUGCUGACGCAGCUGGUAGGCCACUCCCAAGUCAUCAACCAUAGCGCCACACAGCAACGAUGCCUGCACCAUCAACACAUACAGUACUCCAUUACCCUCUCUACAUUUGAAAGGUAAUCAAAAUGUCUCGUCGUAAAGGCUUGAGUCAUGAGGAAAAGCGGCAGAAGAUGAUGGAGCUGUUUUAUGAGAAAAAGGAGUUUUUCCAACUCAAGGAGCUAGAGAAGUUAGGACCUAAAGAGAAGGGAGUUAUAGCUCAAGCAGUGAAAGAUGUGGUGCAGUCCUUGGUGGAUGAUGCUAUGGUAGACACUGAUAAAAUUGGCACAUGUGUCUACUUUUGGGCUUUUCCAAGUAAAGCUCUCAGCACACGUAAGAGAAAGAUAGAUAACCUGAAUAGCCGACUAGAGGACACUAACAAGAGGUUGAAGACUGCCUUAUCUAAAUUGGAACAGGCCAAGGUGGGCCGCGAAGAGAGUGAAGAUCGUGGAGAAAUCUUGGAAAGGAUGUCUCAGCUGGAGACGACUAAGGACCAGCUGGUGAAAGAUAUACAGAAGUACCAUGAUUGUGACCCAGAAGUACUGAAUCAAAUGAAAGCGGAAACUCAGAUUGCCCAAGUUGCCUGUAAUCGCUGGACAGACAACAUCUUCGCAAUCAAAAGUUGGUGCAAAAACAAAUUUUUUAUUGAGGAAGAAGUCUUGAACAAACAGUUUAAUAUCCCUGGAGAAUUAGACUACAUCUAAGAGUUCUUCAAAGGUGCAACAUCCAAAUGGAUGCGAUGCUUGCCUCCUGUCCUAGGAGUCACUGGUUCAAGCCCAUGGCAUCCCCAGUUCACCCAGCCUUGACAGGGUACCUAACUUUUGAGUUGGGGAAGUGAAGGCAGCUAUGUGCAGUGCCAUUCAGACUACAGUACCUCCUUGUGUAUUGUAUUGAAGGCUUGGAGUGCAGUGUGCUCUAUCCAUGCUGUCCCAAAUGAGCUGUCAGGUCUAUGGAAUAUACUUUCACCUUUUGAAGUGGUCCUCAUAUACUGUAUAGCUAUUUAAUCAUAGUUCAAAAUUUGAUUAAUUCAUAUGGAGUUUGUUAAACAUAGGGGGACAUAAUUUUAUUUGGUAUAUAGUAUAUUAGCUUUGUUGUAGAACAGGAACAACUUACUGUCGCAAAACAUAUCUGCUACAACAGCGAGAAUGAAUAAAUGAAAACAAAAUGAGAUAUGGCUGUGAUAUUCUUGAUUCUAGCCAACACAUACUGGAGCAGGGGAGGGCGUGUAGGAGUGGGUUAAAAAAAUCUAAGGUUGAAAACAGUAAGGAAUUACUGCACUCUGUAAUUAGUGAAGAUAGUGGCAAUCAGAAUAAUUAAUAAUUUUUAUUCUUACACUGUUUCAAGUAUUUUCCAGCUAUAAGUGCGGGGUACAGGUAGUUGGAAUGAGAAGCAAAAACAUUCUCCGUUCACUUUCUGUUACAGAUGUGCUGUGCUGUAGCAUUCCCCUUUCAUAUCAAAUAUAUCCCUAUUUACUCCUGUUGCUUUUCACAACUUACGUAUUUGAGUACACGUACAGUACUGUAUAUUUUAACAAGAAUACAUGAUGGAACAUAUUAGCGACUUAGUCAUAAUUAUAAUUAGUAUGAUAUAGUUUAAGGAAUACAGGUAGUAUAGUUAAAUUUUAUCUUCAUAAAAUUAAACACUACUGCACUUUAUGAAUUUAAAACCGUAGUUGAACACAUUUUUGACACUUUUUUUUUUUCCAUAGUUAAGGGGGUAAUCAAUAGUGUAUCUUGAUAUUUUAGGAGUUGCUUCUCAUAACUUUAAUGUGAUAUCACUCCUGGCAAAGCAGUAUUGUUAGAUCUGGAAGACUGUGCCUUAAUUGUGAUACAGUUAUUAAUUAUUUAAUACUUCUGUUGAUUUGAAUUUUACAAUAUAAAAUUUAAAACAAUAUUUUUCAUUUAUUGUACAGUAUCAUGUAAGCCUAUUUUGUUUAGAAAUUAUUCACAAAAUAUUACAGUGUAUACAGUAAUUCUGUUAUGUCUGUGAUAUUUAGCUUUUCCCAAAUUCAGAGCAGAAUGUUCAGGUAUGCCUGACUUUUGAUCUUUCCUUUCAUAUCCAAAAUGUAAUAAAUGUGAUCAAGUUUAGAGCUUAAUUGUUCAGAAUCUGUUGAGAAUGAUGAAUAUCUACUCCUCUCUUGAUACAGUACACUACUGUACAGUAUAUCUUUUACUUUGAGAAUUUGAAGUACAGUAUUGCCUGUAUAAUGUACAGUACAGGACCUUUGACUUUUGUAACUAAGUUCCAAUAAAUGACAAUACUGUA
Molecule: messenger RNA, 2753 nt
Organism: Homarus americanus (American lobster)
Lineage: Eukaryota; Metazoa; Arthropoda; Malacostraca; Decapoda; Nephropidae
Product: meiotic nuclear division protein 1 homolog
Exons: 7
Coding region: 578-1192 (204 amino acids)
Biological process (GO): reciprocal meiotic recombination
Cellular component (GO): nucleus
Molecular function (GO): double-stranded DNA binding
Source: RefSeq, a predicted model, not a curated record